CACAUCGGAACUCCAGCUGCCGCUGCGAUCCAAGUUUUUCUUAUGUUAGGAGUUGGCUCGUUAAAAACGUAAUUACAAAGGUACUUUAAUACUGAUUUGUAUCCAACUACAUGUUGCUGUGAAGGUAGCGCCAAAAAGUGACAGGCGUUAAAGUAAUCUCACGCUAUUUUUUCUCGAGAUUUCUCAGGGCUGAUAUGGUGCAUGACACUUAAUAAAUAAAAACAUUGGUCUUUUAUUAUCACAGGGCCCGCCAAAAGAACGUGCUUUGAUGGCCGAAUGCCGUUUUACCUUACGGUAUGUUUUCAGCAAACUUCAAACUACUCACGCAGAACGGACAUCAUUCUAUUUCGUUUACAGUAAAAGUUAACGGGAAAUGGAAACUAAUAAAUACAAACGAAUGUCUUUUUAAAAAAAUUCUCGACACUGCGCAUAACAUGGUGCACCUGAGUUUACAUUCAUUUGUUCCUCCAGGAAAUCCUUCACACGUAGAGCCCAUUCACUGAAACAGAUUUCAGAAAUUUCAUUGAUAAUUAAAUUGACGCAAGCUGAAGAGUAACAAUAGUAAAAUCUGUUUUCUUUUAAGGAAAAGAAAAUGUUAACCAGAACCACUUAAGUCCAAUAACUGACUGUAAUGUAAAAUGAUACAUAUGCCUAUCUGGCUGGUUGCAGUGUGUAAAAAAACACUAAACCACAAUAUUGCAGAUCGAACUAGCCUCGGGCUAUUCUGGCAGAGCUCAUAAACCGGUUGUUUAUGGGCUUUCCUAUCAGUCUAACUUUAUUUUGCCUUUAGUGAAGAGUGCCCAAUUCUAUAUUUUCCAUAAGUUCCGGGUAAGAAUUGAAAAGCUCCGUAUCCGAUAGUCAUUGUUUGCUUCAUUGCCUCGAGAAUUUUAGUUGCGAUUGAAUUUUGAAAAGAACGCUUUAGUUCAAUAGUUGAUCAAAUUGCAAUCAGAACUUCCGCUUCAUGCAAAGUUCUAUAAAGCAACUCAGCUGUGGACUGUUUGCUUAAUAAUCAUGUGGAUCGAAAAGUUUUGAAUUUAUUUUGAAUUGCACCUUAUAGAUGCUUGAUUUUUUUAAAAAAUCAGCGCUAGAUUUCAAUCUGAUAUAUAUUGCAUUCUAGAACCUGGUCACUAGUUAGAUAUAUUAAAAUGUAUGUGCGCCGGUUCUUAUGUUCUGUGGAAUGUAUUCACUAUUCUGAUUUCUGAUGAUGUUAAGCUAUUUUGAAAUUGCUUCUCUUGUUCCAAAACUAAUUUCGUUUUUCUUUAAUCUUGUAUUUGACAUUCCCUGUGCGAGUUCAGUUCAGCUAUGAUCGGAAGCCCCAUGGCGCUGAGAUCUCCGGGUUACGUGUACCAGGUGGAGCCUGAAGGUUACGACAGUUUGUUGGAGAGGAUAAGUUUCCCGGACGCGCCCUGCGUGCAGGUGGCUCCGUCAUUCCCGGCCGAUCUGUCCGCGCUGCAGUCGGGCACCGAGCCGCCCCGACUCCGGCACCCCGACGAGAUCUCGCUGCUGUCUUUCGCUGAUCAUGCCUAUCCCGAUGCCUUCGGCAACGACGCCUUCUCGGGCUGGCACUACUUCCCUCAGAUGCCUCUCCAGAGCCCCUUCACUGCUGUCUACGACUACUCGUACGAGCCCGCCUUCAUCCGCAAGCGCAACGAAAGGGAGAGGCAGCGGGUGAAGUGCGUGAACGAGGGCUACGCCCGGUUGAGGCAGCACCUACCGCAGGAGGUGGCCGAGAAAAGACUCAGCAAGGUGGAGACGCUGAGAGCCGCCAUCAGCUACAUCAAAGAGCUGCAGUCUCUGCUCCGGCUGCACGGCGACUACGUGGAGAGGCAGCCGGCCGGGAACGCCGUUUCCCAGGCAACGGGUGCCCUAGAAGCAGGCACGGACAACCACUCCGCAAACAGGGUGACUGCAGACCCGAAGGGGUAACCGGGGGCAACGAGAGGAUCAGCCGGGCAAAGGGCAGAAGCGCCGUGCCUCUGAUCCCACCGGAGGAGGAGACAGGAUACUGUACCAGGAAAUACAAGAUCAGAGGCAGCGGGCGAAUUCCUGCCGUACCUGACAACGGAAGAUUAUUUUGCAGUAAUUUAUGGCUUUAAAGCCAAUUUCACUGACAAUAAUACGCUAUUUGGGAACAAAUUCAAGAACUGGUCAGAGCAAAUUAUUUAAAUAACACAGAAGAAACGAGCUCACUUCGCCACUUACAUACCUGAGAUUGGGUGCUACUUUAUUCCCAGGUCUGCGGCGUGUGGGCAUUAAUUUUAAAUGAGUGAUUUUAGCGCUCUGUACUUGUUUCCUAUCAGUGGUCUGAACGCGGCUGAGAAGUCAAGCCUGUGAGCCUGGGCCGCAGCUCAAUACUUGAUCCAUGAUCCCAUGGCUUCUUGGAGCAGUUAAUCACACCCUCCCCUCCUUUGAUGCUUCUCGUGCCCGAAUAUCCGUUAUUCUCAAAUAUGAACACCUCUCUCAUUUCAUCACAACAUUUCUGAAUUAAAAACAAAAUUUCCCAUUCUUUACCCCGUGUAAUUCACAAGAGUUUUCCAGUACUCACCCUAUAAAACCCUCUCAAAAUUCUAAUUCUUAUCCUUCCAAACGCAGUAAGUCAAUUACCCCUCAUCCCUACAAUCAAUAGCAAAUCUACGGCACGUUUAUCAAUUUAAUCUUCCUUGGGUCCGGAAACCAAAACUGCCCACAGUACUCCGGGCGAGAGUUUACCAAAGUUAGAUAUCUUUAUCCUUGGCUACAAGUCCGUUACAAUAAAAACCAUUGUGUAAAACACCUCUUCGAUUGUUUGGCGUGCCAUCUACCAACUUCUUACCUAGAGCAUAUCAUUUCCAACAGUACUUACUGGGUUCUCGCCAACUUAAAACAAAAUACAUUCAAUAGCUAUUCAUCACGCUGAAACAGGAAACUCGUUCAUCGUUCCACCGUCUUUUUGUGCGCUCCUUUAAUCCGACUCUUCUCGCCCAUCUCCGAGCUCAUUUCCCCGUCGAGCUUUCCACAGUGAACAAAAAUACACACUAUACGCUCCGUUAAGAAACACAAAGCUCUGCAUUUUUCUUUGGAUGUGGUUUUAAUCAUUAAAAUUAAAUGGGGACAAUAGACAGCACUUUAUAAUCAUAACAACGAUGGGGCAAUUGUUUCUUAUCCUAUUGGUCUGCUUUGUUCUUCAUUUACUCCAGGAGCUAACAAAAUAGUUUGGAACACAUUGCACUGAAGUAAGUCAUGACAAGAACCCAUCAUGGCCGAUCAGACAAUCAAUAUGGAAUCAAAAUGUGAAGAGAGUGGGACGCCUUAAGUGAAAAUUGAGGCUCAAAUAGAGAACAACGUUUCCUUAAUCGUUGCCUUAUUAGUGGAGAGGGUAGUUGUGGAAUAAAUUUUACUGUACUAAGGAACGGGGUUAGUUCUGUUGCAGACCUUCAACGUUAUUGAAUUUUUUUGGUGGUAUAUUUUUCCUUACUAAAGCUUCGAUCCCAGGUCGAUUGCGAAUCAAUACCUGGCUUUAAAAACGACUUGGUUUUAUUG
Messenger RNA from Mobula hypostoma (lesser devil ray), 3519 nucleotides. Its product is annotated as achaete-scute homolog 5-like. The record is from RefSeq and is a predicted model, not a curated record. The transcript has a single exon. The coding region runs from base 1303 to 1926 and encodes 207 amino acids. NCBI's taxonomy places the organism in Eukaryota, Metazoa, Chordata, Chondrichthyes, Myliobatiformes, Myliobatidae. Gene Ontology annotation, biological process: regulation of transcription by RNA polymerase II; developmental process. Gene Ontology annotation, molecular function: protein dimerization activity; RNA polymerase II transcription regulatory region sequence-specific DNA binding; DNA-binding transcription factor activity, RNA polymerase II-specific.